AUCACACGUGCAACUGCUUUGUUUUGUUUACAUAUUUUGGUCUUCAAAAUGAGCACUGCAAGCCAACAAAAAGUGGUAAUAAAUAAACGGGUAAAAGGACUGCCACGAGAGGCUUUGGAAAAACUAAGCCAAAAGGAACUGAUCGACAAGAUAGUCCAGCUGGAAGCGUAUAAUUUUCAGCUCCGAAAUCUGCUUCAGAAAAAGAUCACUGAUCAGGAUAAGAACAAUGAGGAGUACGCCGUAUUAUUUGGCAAGGACGCGGAUGCUACGGAUGCCACGGGAUCCAAAGAGCCGAAAACAACAAGCCGCGCCCAGCAGCGAAAAUUCGAUUGGAGCAAUGCCCACCGUCGUCAUGUUCUGCUAAAGGUUAGCUACUUUGGCUGGGAUUAUCAGGGUUUGGCCUGCCAGGAGGACUCCAACGACACUAUUGAAUCCCAUUUGUUUCGUGCUUUGACGCGGACGUGUCUCAUUGAAUCCCGCGCCACAUCCAACUAUCAUCGUUGCGGCCGCACCGAUAAGGAGGUGAGCGCUUUCUGCCAAGUGAUCUCCAUCGAUUUGCGCAGCAAACACCCGCCCGAAAGCCAACUGGAUGCCACAUCUGUGUCUUCCGAAAUCGACUACUGUGGACUUCUGAAUCGCGUCUUGCCCAAGAACAUUCAGUGCGUGGCCUGGAUGCCUCUGCGUAGUCCUGUUUAUAGUGCACGUUUUGAUUGUGUGGCUCGUAGCUAUCGUUACUAUUUUCCCAGGGGUGACCUGGAUAUUCCCGCCAUGCAAGAGGCCUGUAAUUACCUGGUAAGGCAUGCUGACUUUCGAAAUUUCUGCAAAAUGGAUGUGCACAACGGAGUGACGAACUACACCCGAAACUUGCAGUCGGCCAGGGUGGAGGCUUGCGAGGAAAGACUUACUGAUUCCGGCUACGACAUGUACUUUUUGGAAAUUCAAGCGAAUGCCUUUCUGUGGCACCAAAUACGAUGCAUUAUGGCAGUUUUACUGCUGGUGGGUCAGAAAAAGGAGAAACCGAGCGUUGUUAACGAUCUGCUGGAUGUGGAAAGCAAUCCUUGCAAGCCCCAGUACACGCCGGCUCUUGGUUUGCCUCUAAAUCUCUUCCGGUGCGACUUUCGAGACAAGACAACGAGGAGUUUAACGCAUCCGGAAGACGCAGGUGACGAUGCCAUGGACACAGGCCCAGAGGAAGGGGGACCCGGUACUGAUGAUAAUCCUUCAAAAGAAAGCGAUGUCACCGAAUGGGUGUACAAUGAGGAAAAUCUCCAAAAGCUCAUCGAAAACACUCAAUGCGAGUGGGCACAAUUCAGUGUUAAGAGUACGAUGAUUCGGAAUGUACUCCAACAAUUAGAGAAACUCUUGGAGGAUAACUUUAAGACCGCAGAAAAGGUUCAGGCGCAAGUAAUCUUGCUGCAGGAUUCAGUCAAGCCACGUCAAUAUCAGCCGCUCCUGGAGCGCAAGCGUUGCGAGAGCCUGGAGAACCGUAUAGAGCAUUUUGUCAAGAAGCAAAGGUUGAUCGUGAAGUAAGAUAAGGUAACCCAUAAUAAUAGAU
Drosophila bipectinata is the source of this 1555-nucleotide messenger RNA. RefSeq names its product tRNA pseudouridine(38/39) synthase. Gene Ontology annotation, cellular component: nucleus; cytoplasm. The record is from RefSeq and is a predicted model, not a curated record. Gene Ontology annotation, biological process: tRNA pseudouridine synthesis; mRNA pseudouridine synthesis. NCBI's taxonomy places the organism in Eukaryota, Metazoa, Arthropoda, Insecta, Diptera, Drosophilidae. Gene Ontology annotation, molecular function: RNA binding; pseudouridine synthase activity.